Molecule: messenger RNA, 5958 nt
Organism: Thunnus maccoyii (southern bluefin tuna)
Lineage: Eukaryota; Metazoa; Chordata; Actinopteri; Scombriformes; Scombridae
Gene: chl1b
Product: cell adhesion molecule L1-like b
Exons: 30
Coding region: 458-4315 (1285 amino acids)
Biological process (GO): cell-cell adhesion
Molecular function (GO): protein binding
Source: RefSeq, a predicted model, not a curated record
UGUGGCUGUCACUGUUUUGGGGGCUGGGGAUCACUUUAACCCGGUCACAACGUGGGCAAGUUGCGCACGGUUUUUCUGCGUUGCCAUGGGUUCUUUUUUUUUCUAAAACCUAUUGACUGCGAUAGGGUCCCUUCUUUUCUUUGAGUCUGUCUUUGUGGAGGAGGAGGAAGAAACCGCUAUUACUUUUCUGCUUCCAGAGGCGGGGGGAGCGAUAGUAGCAGCAUCCAGGGGAGGGGAGGAGGUACUCCGGUUCAGACCAACUGCGAAGCGAAGCGGCGUAACAGUUAAACCCCUCUCUGCCCUCUUCCAGCGGCGCAGAAAAUUCAACUUUCUGAACGGCUGCCGCGACAUGAGUUGCGUCUGAAGGUACAUCACUUCGGUGCGCCAGAGACAUGAACUGAGGACACAGAGGAGAGCACUUGUUUCUUUAAGACAUCCGAGAUCUACAGUGGAAAUCAUGAGGUCGCAGAGGAGCCCGGGAGCGGUCGUCGUGCUGGGCUUGACUACCUUUAUUUGUGCCUUUCAUACGACUACAGCCAUUGAUAUCCCACUGGAAGUUGAGCAGCUGCCCACCAUCACCGCUCAGUCGCCCAGCUCUCUCAUCGCCUUCCCUUUUGAUGAAAGCUUCCCCAUGACGUGUGAAGCCAAAGGGAAUCCCGAGCCAGAAUUCAGGUGGAUGAAGAAUGGCCAGGAAUUCGACCCCUUUCUAGACCCCCGUCUGAUGAAAGAGGAGAAUUCUGGGACCUUUGUGAUACCCAAUAAUGGGAACCUUACUGAGUACCAGGGAACCUAUCGCUGUUACGCCUCAAACAAACUGGGGACUGCCAUAUCGAAGGAGAUUGAGUUCAUUGUACCCCAUGUCCCCAAGUUUCCUAAAGAGACGCUUGAUCCUGUUGUGGUAGAGGAAGGUCAGCCUUUUACUUUGAAAUGUGAACCACCUAAAGGAAUACCUCCUCUGCAGAUCUACUGGAUGACUAUCAAUCUCCAGCAUAUAGAACAAGAUGAGAGGGUGUCUAUGGGCCUGAAUGGAGAUCUUUACUUCUCUCAUGCGGUGGAGAAGGACAGCAGGAGAGACUACUGCUGCUUUGCUGCCUUCCCAAGAAUACGAACCAUCGUUCAGAAGACCGCCAUGUCUGUCAUCGUCAAGACAAAAAAAAGUGACAUGAGUCCUGAAACUGCCAAUGCAAUCCUGGACAGGAGACCCUCUCUUCUGACGCCCUCUGGUGUCAGAUCAGAGACACAGCUGGUCAAAGGAGAGGACUUGAAAUUGGAGUGUAUUGCUGAGGGAUUUCCAACUCCACAGGUUGAGUGGGUGAAAAUUGGUCACGAGCUUCCCAUAAAAGCAAAACUGGAGAGUCAUGGGAAACUGCUGAUCGUGCCGAGAGUUGAACAAGAAGACAGUGGGAAGUACAUGUGCAAGGCAAAGAAUGCACUCGGAGAAGCCAUCCAUUACUUCACAGUGACAGUCGAAGAGCCUCCAGAGUGGGUGUUUGAGCCUGAGAGUCAGCUCAGAAUGAUCGGCUCAGAAGUGCUCAUCAAGUGCUCUGCCAGUGGGACUCCUCAGCCGACAAUAACGUGGAGGGUGAACGGUGUACCUCUGCAGGAGGCCCCUGCAGCCAACAGGAAGGUUUUUGGCGACACAAUCACUUUGCACAAUGCCCAAGCAUCUGACAGUGCAGUCUAUCAGUGUGAAGCCUCCAACAGACACGGAAGCCUUCUGUCCAAUGCAAACAUCAUGAUUAUGGAUCUGCCCCCCAUGAUUUUGACCAAAGAGGGGAGGGAUUACUCUGCUAUCGAGGGUAAGGGAGUGAUUAUGCACUGCAAGGUCUUCAGCUCUCCCCCAUCUACUAUCACUUGGAGCAGGGAUGACUCUUCUGAAUCCGUGGAGGGACCGAGGUUUGCUGUUCAUGACAACGGGUCGUUGGAGAUCUACAGCGUAGAAAAAGACGACACAGGACAGUAUACAUGUUAUGCCAAGAACACAGAGGGGUCGUCUGCCAUUGAUGCCAUGCUCUAUGUAAAAGAUCCCACUAGAAUAGCUGUGGCCCCGGAGGACCUGAAGAUCUUAAUAGGUACCACGGCCCAGCUCUCAUGCCUGGCAGAGUACGACAAGUCCUUCAGCAACGACUUUGAGCUCCUGUGGGAAAAAGAUGAUAUGGAGAUAGCCCUCAACUACACUGAGAAUUCAAGAUACUUUGUGGAGGACGGUAUCCUUCAGAUCAUCAAUGUAAGCCACAGGGAUCAGGGUGUCUACACAUGUGUGGCAAGAACUCCAGUGGACCAAGCCAUAGCCUCAGCGUUGCUCAUGGUGUUAGAUGUCCCUGAUGCACCUGAGAACUUGGUACUGUCUGAACACAAAAGCAAAAGUGUGAAACUGAAAUGGAUCCCUGGGGACGAUCACAAUAGCUCAACCACAGAGUUUAUUAUCGAGUAUGAAGAAAGCCAGUGGGAGCCAGGAAACUGGAAGGAGCUGCUCAGAGUACCUGGGAACCACGGCUCGGCCAUCCUCAAACUCCACGGACACGUCGACUAUCGCUUCCGGUUGUCUGCUGUUAAUGCUGUAGGGAGGGGUCCUCGCAGCGAGCCCACAGAGAGAUACAAAACCCCCCCUUCAGCCCCUGACAAGAACCCUGAAAAUAUCAAAAUUGAAGGUCAUUUGCCACAUGAAAUGGAUAUAAACUGGGAGCCCUUGUUGCCGAUUGAACACAACGGUCCCGGUCUGGAGUAUAAGGUGAGUUACAGACGACAAGACUUGGAGGAGGACUGGAAGGAACACAUAGUGAAGAGACACUCAUUUGUGGUGAAGAACACUCCUACCUUUGUGCCCUACGAGAUCAAGAUCCAAGCCAGGAACCACCAGGGCUGGGGCCCAGAGCCAAAAAUAGUGACUGGCUACUCUGGAGAAGACUUUCCCUCUGCUGCACCUGAUGAUGUAGCUGUGGAGGUGAUGAACAGCUCAAUGGUCAAGGUUAGCUGGAUGCGUGUACACAAGGACAAGUUACAUGGACAUCUGGGAGGCUACAGGAUAAACUGGUGGCGUCUACGCAGUCUGGCGGAUUCAAAGAAAAGCCACGGAGAGAAACACACACUGAUGUUCCCCGGGGACCGGAACCACGCUACGGUACCGGGAAUAACACCCUUCUCUGAGUACAGCCUCAUCGUCAUGACCUUCAACGGGCGGGGCAACGGCCCCGGCAGCCAUCCCGUCAACUUCAAAACCCCAGAGGGAGUCCCUGAGAAAAAUCCUGUUUUCAGGGUCACAGAUGUACAGAAGCACACUGUCUCUCUGGUCUGGGCCCCGCCAUUGGAGCCUAAUGGCAUUCUCACCGGGUACUUCCUUGAGUAUCAGCUGAUCAACGACACAGAAGAAGUGGGGCCACUGCAGACAGUAGAUAUCAGCAAUCCCGACACCACCAAGUGGAUUCUGCGUGACUUGGAGCCUGUAAGCAAAUACAAGUUCUACCUGCGCUCCUGCACCACGGUGGGCUGCGGACCGGUUGUCAGCGAGGAGUGCACCACCACCUUAGAAGGAACUUCGACUUUGGCUUCCACUGUCGGCCUCAGCAAGUCAGCUUCCCCCUCACCUCCAAGCACUCCAAAGUCCCCAGUGACCAAACCCACUCGUUCCACCAUAGUCCCGGCCCUAUUGAAUGUUAGCUCAGCUGUUAGUGACAGCUUUGCAAAUAUCAGCUGGAUAUCUGGAGGAGAGCGCACAGAGUUCUAUAUUGCAUAUAUGAACAACCGUGAGGGUCACUGGAAUAUAUCAGAGGCCUUAAACGCAUCUAAGACCUUCCACAUCAUUGACGGGCUCGAACCUGGGACUGAAUACACUGUGCGCCUUAUGCCUAACCGCUGGCUUGAUAAUUCUAGUAUAUUUGAAGAUGUUAUCACAACCAGGUCCACAGGUCUGGCCAGCAUCCAUGGAGGAAUAUCCACCCAGGGCUGGUUUAUCGGCCUGAUGUGUGCCAUCGCUCUCCUCACACUCAUUGUGUUGAUCGCCUGCUUUGUCAACAGAAAUAAAGGAGGGAAGUAUUCCGUAAAAGAAAAAGAAGACCUUCACCCAGACGUGGAGUCCCAGGGCAUGAAUGAUGACACAUUUUGUGAAUACAGCGACAACGACGAGAAGCCACUGAAGGGCAGCCAACACUCGCUGAGCAGAGAGAUCAAAGCGGGGGACAGCGGGGACAGCCUGGUGGACUACGGCGACGAGGACGCUCAGUUCAACGAGGAUGGCUCCUUUAUCGGCGAGUACGCGGGACGAAAGGAGAAGAGGGUGUCAGCUGAGAUCAAAGCCACCAUUCAGACCCCGGCAUGAGGAGUGGAACCGCCAUUCAUCCUCCCCUGGACACCGUUUUCAUUAAACCCGCUGGGAGGAACAAAUGACAGAGGAAACAGACAUUAUCCAUACUGAGCACAAGUUUUGUGUCAAAUGUAAUGCGUCAUUGCCAACUGCACACUGCCAUCCUCAUUUUAUAAAGUUCUGUUUUGUCAAGUUGCAACAGAAUGACCAUUACUAAAUACUGUGUAUAUAUAGUGUAUAUUGUAUGUGCAGAGUGUCUUCUUUUUUAUAAUUAUUAUUACACAAACAAUUUAGAGGGCUUGGAUUUUCUUUGUUUAUUUCCAUUAUUUCAGCUGCAGUACUGUUUGUAGGAAAAUUUCGCUCCCCAUUACCCAUCAUUAUAUGCAGCUUUGCCUCUGAUGUCAUCUUGUAGCAGACCGCAAAUACAUAUGUGGGGAUAUCAAGUUGAUAUUUUUCAAUUGGAGCAAUUAUUACUGACCUUUUAUAUUUGAAAUGGAUUCAUUAAAUAUGAUGUAAGAUGUGUAUAAAGGUUGCUUAUUAACUUAUUUUUUUCCAGUGGUUUUAUACCUGACAAAAUAACAAGGAAAUUUACAUAUCAUUACAUAUCAUAAACAUUGAUUAUUGAGUCAUGAAUCUCCCUGUGAUGUUAGAAGGAAAUAUUUAGUUAUUAUGAGUAUUUAGAACCAUUGUUUCAUAGUCAUCACAAAACUCAGUCUGUGCUUACUGUAACAGCCCAUCAAUGCAAUGCCAGAUACAGAAGAUAUUUCAAAAAAUGUAAUCUAUUACAGGUUACUAUUUAUCUGAUUAUGAAUAGAACUUAUAGUAUAAAUCAGUAGACUUGAACAAAUUAUCACAAUUUAAUUAAAAAUUUCAGAGCUUUUUGACUUAAAAUUACAUGAACUAUUAGAGUUGAGUACAGUUAAUAGAGAAAAUAUUUUACAGUGCUACCUACAAUUGCAAAUAGCUGGUAUUUCGAAUGAUUUACCAAGUGCAUUUUCUCUGAAAUUCUCCUUCCAAAGCAGGUUUCAGAUUCACAAGUAGCCACAUAGAUUUUAAAGUGGUAUUCCAGUGAUUUAUUAUUGCACUUCCAUAAUUUUGGUGGACUUGUGCAGACAUGGUUAAAAAAGAACAGUCAAAAUCAGCCACUAAAAUAUCCUGACUUUUAGUCCUAGUAUGAGUGAAGCUUCAAUGCUGGAGUUUUUAAAAAUUCCACACCCCCAGUUCCUAACACAGGCUUUCUGUCAUAAAUAUUUAGUCUCCAAGUCCAACCUGAGUUGUACUGUCCUUAAUGAAUUAACUGGUGUGAAAUUGGGCUAUUACCCAUUUAAAAAGAAAACGCACAGUACCUGUAAUGGAUUAUAGACGUUCCUUUAUGUAAUCAGAUUACUGUAAUCUGGUUGCAUGAUAUAUGACAGCCACCUACUCUGCUGAGAUACAAUAUCCUGUUGUCAGUGUUGCACCAGUCUUAACAUGAGAGCCUUACUCUGUUACUAUGCUGUAGGUAUGCUGCCAUUCAAAACACAAUCAUCAUGUUGUUCAACGUUAACAUUAGCACCACAAUCACAUAAAUUGCAAUGUUUUGUAAAACUUCAGCCAUUGCAUGUUCAGAAUGUUAAUUGGUGUUUUUUGAUGUCAUUAAAUUGUUUUACUUUCUUACA